Molecule: messenger RNA, 826 nt
Organism: Carassius gibelio (silver crucian carp)
Lineage: Eukaryota; Metazoa; Chordata; Actinopteri; Cypriniformes; Cyprinidae
Product: dexamethasone-induced protein homolog
Exons: 1
Coding region: 403-660 (85 amino acids)
Source: RefSeq, a predicted model, not a curated record
AUGCAACGGUUUUGCUGAAGUCAUGAGAAAGCGCCGUUUGUUUCUGUUUUUCACGCGUUAUAAAGCUCCGCCGAGCCUUCAGAUGAUUUUUAUGUAUCCCCUUUCUUCGUCGCAGCGCUUUUAAGAGGUAAACGGGAUAGUCCUAAAUGUCAAAUAGCAGCACGUUGCCUUGGAACAAUCAAACGUGCUUUUCUUCACUUAAGUUACUUAUUUGCUGUAUAAGUCAAUGGAAACAUACUUGACACUGGAAAAUACUGCUGAAAAGGGAGUUGCUUCACCGCGUGUUUGAGUGAAAUGGAUGGAUUGACGCUUCCAGACUGACCUGUCUCAUAUAAAGUGUGGUUAAAUGUUUUUAAUUCGCCUAGUCUGCUCAGUGAGGCUGAAACAUAUGUUUCGGAGUCUAUGACACACUCAUUAGAUCCAGCGGAAUCGCUCAUCAGCGACCUCCCAUAUAUGUUUUAUCUCGGCCUGUUUUUUGUCAAUGUCUUAAUUCUCUACUAUGCCUUUUUAAUGGAAUACAUAGUCCUUAAUGUAGGGAUAGUGUUCUUGCCAGAGGAUAUGGACCAGGCACUGGUGGAUUUGGGGGUACUUUCUGACCCAGCCUCACUUCCAUACGACACAGACACAGAGCUGGAUGUUUUUGAAGGAUACCUGGAAUAAACAAACCAUGAAAAUGACACUUCCAGUCGAAGCUUUCGCGGGGAAGCUGUCUUUUGGCCGAUUCAUUUGGUUACUGGAGAACCCUGGUCAAAGGGAACUACAUGAUCUCUGCAGACAUAAAAAUAUGCUGCAAAGGUCACCUUAUAUAAAAGGGACUCCCGUGAAA